Miscanthus lutarioriparius is the source of this 453-nucleotide messenger RNA. The record is from the annotation of a GenBank genome assembly. NCBI's taxonomy places the organism in Eukaryota, Viridiplantae, Streptophyta, Magnoliopsida, Poales, Poaceae.
AUGGCUCGCCGCGCGCAGCUGGUGGUGGCGACGGCCGUCGUGGCCGCGGCGGUGCUGCUAGCGGCAGCAACCUCCUCCGAGGCGACCGUGACGUGCGGCCAGGUCAGCUCCGCCAUCGGGCCCUGCAUCCCCUACGCCCGGGGCAGCGGCAGCGCCCCCUCGCCGGCCUGCUGCAGCGGCGUCCGGAGCCUCAACUCGGCCGCCAGUACCACCGCUGACCGGCGCGCCGCCUGCAACUGCCUCAAGUCCGCCGCCGCCCAGGUCGGCGGCCUCAUCGCCGGCAACGCCGCCAGCAUCCCGGCCAAGUGCGGCGUCAGCAUCCCCUACACCAUCAGCCCCUCCAUCGACUGCUCCAGGUCUGCAUCUCUACCGGCCAUAUAUCAUCCAUCAUGCAUCUCUGUGACUAUAACAGGUGGGAUUAUUAAUGACGACGUGCAUGCAUGCAUGUACUGA